AUCCAGGCCGGUUUCUAGAGCAGUAGUUAAAUGAGCAUCUGCCCGUCGACCCUGUGACAGGCUCUCAAGUGGGUGCCACAGAGCACGGAAUUUAUUAGACAUGGCGCUUAUAGCUCAGUUGCCUGGGGAGGUGUAACAUGGGUUCACCAAGUAGGGGGUACAAACAUGCGGAUAUAUAGCACCGUAGUCUGCCCACGGGUCUAGAUCGAUACCCCGAGUCUCUUCCUGAGUUUCCGAUCCUCUCUCGCCUUUCCAUCCCCUCCAGCAUGCGAUCCGUCUCUUUCCUCAUCGUGCUGCUCCUCGCUCGACUUUCCAGCGCCCAGUAUGAAGGCGUCCUUGACGUGAACGAUCCAAGCUGUCCUCGGCGCCAUGGCCCUCAUCUACACUUCGAGUGGACUUUCGACCGAACGCAAGGCCGGCAUAAUUGCUUUGAAAUUGAACUCCCUCAGAAUCACUACUUCUUGUCCAUGAAAGCCCGUCGCGAAGGCCCUAUCCUCGGAGCGCCCGAUAUGUUUGGGAUAUGCGAGAAAAACUGCAAGAAUUGCACGCAACUGUGGAAGGUCGCAGCGGAUGAGACGUCGGAUAAUGUUCAUGUGCCAUGUACGGAGACUUCAGGGACGAAAUAUAUCUACAUUGGACGUUGAAAUUGGGCUAAGGUCACGGUGAUGGAGGUGAGGGUGUGAUAUAUAUUUCGGACUGGGAGAAUAGGGCGAGGGAGGUGCCGGGGAAGGGGAGAAAAUUGAUGGUUGACAGCUGCAUGUAAAAUAUACUGGGGAUAAUCCUAUAAUAAGAAAGCAAAAUACUCCGGUCCAUCGAGUAUCAAACCUCGGUUCGCUGCGAUCCCCAAGCUCAGCUCAGCUCACGAGGGAAAGUGGAAGAACAGAAAGAGGAAAAGCAAGACGACCGCCGCGGCGACCGCCUACUGCAAGGGCGGCUUUGUCGGGCAGAGCCAAU
Molecule: messenger RNA, 954 nt
Organism: Aspergillus steynii IBT 23096
Lineage: Eukaryota; Fungi; Ascomycota; Eurotiomycetes; Eurotiales; Aspergillaceae
Exons: 1
Coding region: 267-644 (125 amino acids)
Source: RefSeq, a predicted model, not a curated record